AUGUUCAUUGACACAGCAGCUGCAAAUUGCCGGUCACGACAGCCUCAAGUCGUCACCUCCACACAAUUUGCGGCCCCCUACAGAGAAUCGCUAACUCCUUUGCGGGAGGAACCGCUCGACUCUCGCGAUGCGCCGCCUACAUACCUUGAAGCCACAACGCCAGGACUAUACUAUGGGCGACCAAGUGGUGAUGAAGGUGCGACCUUGCUGAACCGCGAAGAGCAAGGAUACAAAGAAGAUACAUACAGCGGACGAAGCUGCAGACGAUCGUUGCGGACGAGAUGGACGAAGUGGUUGGGAGUACUGAUGCUUCUCAUCUUUGUGUUCGCGGCCAGCAUCGCAUUUACAACAUCGGCACGCAAGGAUAGACAGGCUUCAGUGAUACCUGUGAUCGAGCCUUCAGAUCAAGCUGCCGCGACAUCACCGACGUCAACGCAGCAAGCACGACCAAAAGAACCGGAAGGCAUGAUCGCGCCAGAUGUCGUUGCAGUUCCAUGGCCUUCGCAGAGCGCAGCAACAGCGACACCAUCAUCAACGUCGCAAUCGAAGCAAAUUUUCCCCAUCCGGUGGCCAGCACAAUGUGGGAAGAAGUACAAUGUCAAAACCGAGGAGUACGAUUUCGGCCUUUCGAGCGAGGUCGACAUCAGAGAAGCCAUGCAUCAGCUCAAUGGACCGUACAAGCGCAUCCAGGGUUGGAUACACGUCACAAAAGCGCCAGCCGACCAAGCUGCUGGGACAGUACAAGCGAGGAUGUCAUAUGCUGUUUCGCCAUCAAUCGACGUAGAUAGCAUCAAGUACGCUUCAACACCGAGCAGUCUAACGAUUGGGGAUUCUUCCCUGUCUCCAGGCCUUGAAAGGGUUCCAGCCGGUUCAGCGUGUCUGGGCAUGUCGAUUGUGCUGUACAUGGCACCGGGCGCGACACUCGAGACCUUGAAUGUGGAAGCCACGCACCUCGGUAUGCAGAUCCAUGGUGGUGUCGACUUCUCUGUUACAAACAUGACGUCCAUCUCGCUCACCUCAGGGACACUCGACGCGUCAAUGUUGAACUCGCGUGAGACCUACCUCAAAACGACAUCAGGCUCCAUCAGUGGCAAAUACGCACUUUCAGAUCUUCUGGCCAUCGACACGAAGACUGGGUCGGUCAAUAUUGAUGUCGCGCCGCAGGCGGCAGAAGCCGGCAGCUCCUCGUCCGCUGUGUUCAGAGCGAACUCGCAUUCAGGAAGCAUGCGCAUUGACUUCGAGCGCAAGCAUAUUCCUGAGCGAGACUUCCAGAUGUAUCUCAACACGACUGUAGGGUCUGUCGACGGGACGUUCAUCCAUGGCUCAAAGACUGAGAUCAAUUCGGUAGCCGGCUCAGUGACUGCGGAUAUUAUGCCAUCCAAGUCUGGCGCUUUUGCUUCGACACUAGAUACAAGUACGCAUUCUGGACAAAUGAAUGUCACCUUGCGAGCGCCGUACAAGGCGAAAGGAGUGCCUAUGAUGGGAUUGACGAGUACGCAUAAGAGCGUGUCUGGUGGUGUGGGGUUGAUAUAUCCGAAGGAGUGGCAGGGCCAUAUUGAUGGCACAAGUCUGAGUGGAGAGUUGCAUCUACAAGGCAAGGAGUUGGAAUUGUUGAAUGAGAAUGAUACGCCAGGGAAGAAUCAUGUUGAAGCAAAGAAGGGGGAUGGAGGGAGUAGGAUGGUGUUUGAUACUGUUAGCGGAGGCUGUGACAUCAAGAUCGGAAAGAUAGAGACGCAUUGA
Messenger RNA from Macroventuria anomochaeta, 1740 nucleotides. RefSeq lists its product as uncharacterized. The coding region runs from base 1 to 1740 and encodes 579 amino acids. NCBI's taxonomy places the organism in Eukaryota, Fungi, Ascomycota, Dothideomycetes, Pleosporales, Didymellaceae. The record is from RefSeq and is a predicted model, not a curated record. The transcript has 2 exons.